AUGUUUUUUUAUGCUCGACGAGAGAAAACUGCUAAGCUUGGCGGCGGAGGCAGCGACGCCAAGACUGGCAAAGCUGUUGUGCCCGCGAGAAACAAUCGCUGGCAAACGGCCACAUCCUUGAACAACACCCCGCCUGGGAGAGCAUUAAACGUCAUAUUUGGCUACUUGGUUAUUGGAGAUCUUCUCAUUUUUAACAUGGUAAGCACGUAUAUAGGGAGGGGAGCAAAAUGGCAUCAAGCUAAUACUUCUGUCCUGCAGGCGGAGCCAAGAUGGACGCUCCGGUUUAAGAACCACAACGUCACCGUUCUACUGCUGGUGUCUCCUGUCGAUGCGUUCGACACUAUCAAAGCUGCUCUAUUAAAGGCGCUUCAGACUCGCGGGAUAAAAGAGAUAAACGGGAAACCUGUACCAGAUGACGCAGCAGAUAUCGAGCUGGGCGUCCCUCUUGACCGGAAUAACCUAGAGAAGGGCUGGCAACCGCUGGCGAUACCUGAUGGCAAGGCAGAUAAGGGGGCGGGGAAAGGGAAGAACAGUGUCUUCAACUCUAGCCCCCAAGGAGCCGAUCUCAGAGAUGCCCAGGCUAUUGCAUUCAGGUUUCGGAAAGCGUCAGAGAGGAGUGCAGUCAAGGACGGUGAUCUCGAGAUGGACCUGGAUGACCCUGGCUGGGAUGUUCUGAUCCCUUCAUAUGAUGAUGAAGACGAAGACGAGUGA
Molecule: messenger RNA, 711 nt
Organism: Trichophyton verrucosum HKI 0517
Lineage: Eukaryota; Fungi; Ascomycota; Eurotiomycetes; Onygenales; Arthrodermataceae
Exons: 1
Coding region: 1-711 (236 amino acids)
Source: RefSeq, a predicted model, not a curated record